AUUCUCGGUCUUGGGUAAUGGCGGGACGGGUGCCCGGCGGCCGGGAGAGAGCCCUAGAACUACUGCGGGCCCUGCCGAGAGUUAGCCUGGCUAACUUAAAGCCGAAUCCUGGCUCCAGGAAACUGGAGAGAAGACCGAGAGGUCGUCGGAGAGGUAGAAAAUGUGGCAGAGGCCACAAAGGAGAAAGGCAGAGAGGAACACGGCCUCGACUGGGCUUUGAGGGAGGCCAAACUCCUUUUUACAUCCGAAUUCCAAAAUACGGGUUUAAUGAAGGACAUAGCUUCAGACACCAGUAUCAGCCCUUGAGUCUCAAUAGACUUCAGUAUCUUAUUGACUUGGGUCGAGUUGAUCCUACUCAACCUAUUGACUUAACCCAGCUUGUCAAUGGGAGAGGUGUGACCAUCCAGCCACUUAAAAGGGAUUAUGGUGUCCAGCUGGUAGAGGAGGGUGUGGACACCUUCACAGCUAAAGUUAAUAUUGAAGUGCAGUUGGCUUCAGAACUUGCCAUUGCUGCAAUUGAAAAAAAUGGUGGUGUUGUUACUACAGCCUUCUAUGAUCCCAGAAGUCUAGAAAUUUUGUGCAAACCUAUUCCAUUCUUUCUGCGUGGACAACCCAUUCCAAAACGAAUGCUUCCACCUGAAGCACUGGUACCAUAUUACACAGAUGCAAGGAAUCGUGGUUAUCUGGCGGAUCCUGGUGAAUUUCCUGCAGCAAGACUUGAACUUGCCAAGAAGUAUGGUUAUAUUUUACCCGAUAUCACGAAAGAUGAACUCUUCAAAAUGCUCAGUGCUCGAAAGGAUCCACGGCAGAUCUUCUUUGGUCUUGCUCCAGGCUGGGUGGUGAAUAUGGCUGAAAAGAAAAUCCUUAAGCCCAAAGAUGAGAAUCUCAUCAAGUAUUACAGCUCAUGAGUCCCCUUCCAAGGGAGCAGUGUUGUUUGAGAAUGCUGGAAAGGGACGGACACACACGUAUUUCUCGUGGACUUCUCUAAUGUCGUCUAAUUCUCUAGAUCUUAAUGUUAGUUUUUGAUGUAAUCAUGUGUCUUUUUUGUUUUUAAUCUAAAAAUAAA
This is a messenger RNA of Orycteropus afer afer, 1066 nucleotides long. It is a transcript of the gene MRPL15, whose product is annotated as mitochondrial ribosomal protein L15. NCBI's taxonomy places the organism in Eukaryota, Metazoa, Chordata, Mammalia, Tubulidentata, Orycteropodidae. Gene Ontology annotation, biological process: translation. The record is from RefSeq and is a predicted model, not a curated record. Gene Ontology annotation, molecular function: structural constituent of ribosome. Gene Ontology annotation, cellular component: mitochondrial large ribosomal subunit.